This is a messenger RNA of Lotus japonicus, 2877 nucleotides long. RefSeq lists its product as uncharacterized. The coding region runs from base 409 to 2862 and encodes 817 amino acids. Lineage: Eukaryota; Viridiplantae; Streptophyta; Magnoliopsida; Fabales; Fabaceae. The transcript has a single exon. The record is from RefSeq and is a predicted model, not a curated record.
CAGGCCCAGGUUUGGCAAAGUCUACAAUAGGAAGCCCAAGUCCACUGGCAUUCUGUCAAAUGACAAGGCCUUCUAGAAUGUUAGGAUUCCUAAAUAACCACCUGAUGAGGUGUUAUUAUUAGUAUUGAUGAGUAGUACAGCUAGGGGGGGGACCACUAGGGAGUGAGAGGAAUAUAUGUUAGUUAUGGUGAGAGAAUGAGGUAGGCUUGUUUUUGGGCUUAGGAUUGGGAGAGAAGAGCACUCUCGAAUUGCUCUGUUUAUUUUCCUUUGUUUCUUGUAUUCUCUAACACAAUUUCUGGGUUUCAUACCAGAAAUUCAGUAUAAUCAAUACAAUUUCAGUUCCAGUUUCCUUCAUAUUUUCUGGUACCUAACAUUGGUAUCAGAGCUCCCGAUCCUGAGGGAGCUUUUAUGGUGGUUACGCGAGCUGCAAUGGAGUCCAGAGUUGAUGACCUUGAGCGAUCUGUUACCACGAUGAAGGAGAUGGCCACGGAGCAAUUUGAGGAGCUCCGGCGACUCAUCAUGAAUCGGGAACGGAGGCGCACGCGAGGAAGAUCGAACACACCCAGAAACCGGCGACCAUCGCGAGACAGAGAGCGAGAUCGCGACGCUUCGUCUUCGCACUCCGGGUCGCGAACCGGGUCACGAACCGGGUCGCGUACCUCAGACCACAGCAGGGAGCGAUUCGAUCACCCCCAUCGCGUCCAUUUGCGUGCUGUGACUGGAAGAAGGGUCGACAUCCCCAUGUUUGAUGGAAGCGAUGCUUAUGGGUGGAUUAAUCGUGUUGAACGGUUCUUCCAACUCAGUCGUGUAGGGGAGGAGGAGAGGUUGGAGAUGGUGAUGAUUGCCAUGGAAGGGAAAGCACUGGGAUGGUUUCAAUGGUGGGAAGAGCAAGCUGUGGAGAGAACCUGGGAACCUUUCAAGCAAGCCUUGAUAAGGAGAUUUCAACCCACCUUGGUUCAGAACCCUUUUGGCCCUUUGCUUAGCAUUAAGCAAAAAGGGAGUGUCAUGGCCUACAGGGAAAGCUUUGAAGAGGCAGCAGCACCCAUGAGAGGUGCUGAUAGGGAGAUCCUGAAAGGAGUGUUCCUUAAUGGAUUGCAGGAGGAAAUCAAAGCUGAAAUGAAAUUGUACCCUGCUGCUGAUCUUGCAGGAUUGAUGGAUAGGGCCUUGUUGAUUGAGGAAAAAAAUUCUGCUCUCAGAGGAGAAAAAGGAAAGGAUGAGGACAAACGUGGGUGGAAGGAUAAGGGUGGGUUUGGAAGCAAAUCUUCAAGUUAUGGGGGAAAGCACAUAAGUUAUAAUUCCAGUCAUCAGGGGAAGAACAAUACUGGACAGGAAACCAAACCAAAAGAGACCCAGGACGAUGGAGGGAAUGAAACUAAGAACCCUGAGAAGAAGUGGCAAGGGGGACAAAGACUCUCUCAAAAUGAGUUGCAAGAGAGAAGUAGAAGAGGAUUGUGUUUUAAAUGUGGUGAGAAGUGGGGAAGAGAACAUGUGUGUGCUAAGAAACAUUUCCAAUUCAUUCUCAUUGAGGGAGAUGAAGAGGAAGAAGAGGAAGACAUAUUUGAAGAAGCUGAAGAUGGUGAGUUUGUUUUGGAGGGCAAAAUACUGCAAUUGUCUCUUAAUAGUAAAGAGGGCUUAACAUCUAACAGGUCUUUCAAAGUUAGAGGAAGACUUGGAACAAGGGAAAUCUGGAUUCUGGUAGAUUGUGGAGCAACCAGCAAUUUUAUCUCCCAAAAUAUUGUGAAUGAACUAGACUUGGCUGUUGUAGCAACCACUGAAUAUGUGGUGGAAGUUGGAAAUGGGGCCAGAGAGAGAAAUUCAGGAGUGUGCAAGAAUUUGUCACUGGUAGUGCAAGGAAUCCCUAUCACUCAACAUUUCUUUAUCCUUGGGCUUGGGGGCACUGAUUUAGUCUUGGGAAUGGAUUGGUUAGCCAGCCUUGGGGACAUUGAGGCCAACUUCAAAGAACUUAUUAUUAAGUGGAACCUUCAGGGCAAGCAGUUUGUGUUACAUGGAGAACCGCAGGGUAAUAAAAUUCAGGAAGCUUGCAAAAACAUAAAGAGCACAAGGAAGAACAAAGACCUGGAUUUCUGCCUUUCUCAUGAGUUUGUAGAAGGUAUCAACAUAGCAGUAGCUGAGGUCCCUGCUGAAUUGAGAACCGUUAUUGAAAAAUUCCCUGUGGUGUUUCAAGAACCUCAUGGGCUGCCUCCUAAGAGGCCUACUGAUCAUGCUAUUAUGCUGCAGCAAGGAGCAGCAGCACCAAACAUAAGGCCCUAUAGGUAUCCAUUCUACCAGAAAAAUGAGAUAGAAACUCAAGUGCAGGACAUGCUCAAGAAUGGGAUUAUAAGGCCCAGCAUUAGUCCAUUCAGUAGCCCUGCAAUUCUAGUGAAGAAAAAAGAUGGAGGGUGGCGUUUCUGUGUUGACUAUAGAGCCUUGAACAAGGUUACUAUACCAGAUAAGUUCCCUAUACCUAUAAUCGAUGAAUUAUUAGAUGAGAUAGGUUCUGCUGUUAUCUUUUCUAAAUUGGACUUAAAAUCUGGUUAUCAUCAAAUAAGGAUGAAAGAGGAGGAUAUUCAUAAAACAGCUUUUAGAACUCAUGAAGGACAUUAUGAAUAUCUAGUAAUGCCUUUUGGGUUAUCUAAUGCUCCUUCAACCUUUCAGGCCCUCAUGAAUCAGGUUUUGAAACCUCAUUUAAGGAAGUUUGUUUUGGUUUUUUUUGAUGAUAUACUAAUCUAUAGCAAGAGUUUAGAAUUGCACAUGGAACAUGAUAGGAACCUUAUCUCUAGUAAGAGCAAGGAUUACUCUAAGGUUUACAAGCGUAGGGGUAAAGUGGGGAUAAACAUUAGUCCCACUACCUUAGGAGAGUAGGGUAACUAAUUGUGA